Molecule: messenger RNA, 3219 nt
Organism: Salmo salar (Atlantic salmon)
Lineage: Eukaryota; Metazoa; Chordata; Actinopteri; Salmoniformes; Salmonidae
Product: thyrotropin-releasing hormone receptor
Biological process (GO): phospholipase C-activating G protein-coupled receptor signaling pathway
Cellular component (GO): membrane
Molecular function (GO): thyrotropin-releasing hormone receptor activity
Source: RefSeq, a predicted model, not a curated record
GUUGCGCAUGCCAUGUCACACCUCUUUACUUUACCUCUUUGCUUUAACUUGCAGUUUGCCUAACUUAGUGCAUAAAGAGGACUAAAACAUGGGUAAACAGCACUAAAAUCCAAACCUGGUCUUCGUAUUAAUCGAAUACGUUUUGCUCGCUAGAUUUUAUAUGAUAUAUAUAUAUCUCUUUCAUAACCUCAUGAAAAUAGUUUACUCUUAUUUUGGAUAAGUAAUACAAAAUACUUUAUUGAAUAAUGACUUGGUUUUGGAACUAAUAGAUUUUUAAAGGGAGCUCUUUUGAGGCUAUUUUAAAUGUAAAGUCUAUGUCUGAAAUGAAUUACUCCUCCAGUUGAAGUGGACAGAACUAAACCAUGGAGAAUGUUACUUCAUAUCCAGAUAACCAGACGCUUGGUCCAUGGACUGAUUAUAGCAUGGAAUACAAAGUGGUCAGCAUAUUUUUUGUGAUUCUCAUCUGUGGGAUAGGAAUAGUUGGAAACGUUAUGGUGAUCCUAGUUGUUCUUACAACCAAACACAUGCGGACACCCACCAACUGUUACCUGGUGAGUUUGGCGGUGGCCGACCUGAUGGUUCUGACCGCGGCGGGACUGCCGAAUAUUACACAGAGUUUGUAUGGAGGAGGCUGGGUGUACGGAUACGUCGGGUGCCUUAGCAUAACUUAUUUCCAGUACUUGGGCAUCAACGCGUCUUCAUGCUCCAUCACAGCGUUCACAAUUGAGCGGUACAUAGCCAUCUGCCACCCCAUAAAAGCGCAGUUUAUGUGCACGCUGUCAAGAGCAAAGAAAAUUAUAGUGGUGGUUUGGGCUUUUACCUCGCUCUACUGCGCCAUGUGGUUUUAUCUGUCUGACAUGAACGAGUUGAUUUACGACAAUAUUACCUUGGUCUCGUGCGAAUACAAAGUGUCAAGAAAUCUUUACCUGCCAUUUAUCUACUUCACUGACUUUGCCAUGUUCUAUGUGGUGCCCCUCAUGCUAGCCACUGUUCUGUAUGGAUUUAUCGCUAGAAUUCUUUUCCUCAACCCAUUGCCGGCAGACCCCAAGGAAAAUACAAAGUGGAAAAAAGAAUCAUGCCAAGGAAAUAGGAUGAUGAGCACCAACAAUUCAUGUAGCACAACCGUCCGCUCUCGCAGGCAGGUGACUAAGAUGUUAGCUGUGGUGGUGGUGCUCUUUGCCCUCCUCUGGAUGCCCUACCGGACGCUGGUGGUGGUAAACUCCUUCCUGGACAAGCCUUACCUGGACCUCUGGUUCCUACUCUUCUGCCGCAUCUGCAUCUACCUGAACAGCGCCGUCAACCCUGUCAUCUACAACGCCAUGUCUCAGAAGUUUCGCACCUCCUUCAAGAAGUUGUGUCACUGUGGUCCGCAGCGAUUGGAGAAGCCGGCGUCUUACAGCUUGGCCCUGACCUACAGCGCCAUCAAGGACACAACCAAUGGAGAGAGCCCUGACCACUUCACUACCGAGAUGGAUGAGCUGGCCACACCCACACCCAGUGACCAGUUCCUGCCCAGCACCAAGAGGAUAUCAUUCGAGGACCCCUUUCUGUCAGGCAGGGUUGCCCUUUGCACUCCCUGAUGGAAAAAGUAACUCCAUUCAGGCAACAAUGAUUAUCUGAAAGGAUCUUCUUAUCCUUAAGCUCUAGUUUGUGAAUUCAAAAUGGUCUCCAGCAGCAUACUGCCAAUUCUAUAACUCAUUUUCUGUAGAGGAAUUUAUUUAAUAUUUGAGCAGUACAACGGCAAACAUUAAAUGCCAAAAAAUGUGUUGUUAAUAGAGGAAGGAAUGCUUAAUUUCUUUAUCUAGCAUGGUGAAAAUAUAUUCUCCUCUCGCUCUGUAGCCAUCUUAGCACAAAGCACCCAAUUAUAGGCAUCGUUUAAAUCAGUCCUAAACAUUGUGUGACACACACAUUUAAUUGGCAAGGUAAUAGUCAUACUGCUUUCACAUACUGAGCAACAGUUGCCAUCUCUGUAAAGUGUUUUCCUACAAGGGAAAUAUAACAAGGGAAAGAUGUUAUCCCUCUUUUUAUCUGGAGAAGUAUAGGCCAGGAACUCAGUGUGUGUGUGUGUGUGUGUGUGUGUGUUCGUGUGUGUGUUUAAAAUAAAAGCUCACUCUACAGUAGGAGUCAAACUGUCUGGGCUAAGUUGUUAAAAACCAUCCUGCUACUUUGCAUGUUUUAAAACAGCACAGAGAGAAUGUGAUCACUGAACACAUUUCAAAGGCAGAAUUCAAAGGAGGCAGAGUAUCAACACCAUCUUUGCUCUAGGGGUGUAAAUAUCACACAUUGCUUUAAAUUGAAACCUGCCUGUCAGGGAAAUAGAGAUCUGUUGGGAUGAAGUUUCUUUAAAGGUCACAGAUGAUGAGGACAAAGCAAUGACACGCCGGAUCUGUCAUCCGUUUGAUUGCGCAAUACCAUUUGACUUUAUAGUAACCUUAUUGGCUAAAAGGUUCACCCGAUAUGAAAUGUUCCGCAGGGGCUAGUGUCAAAAAUACAGCAUGGUUAAACAUCCUGCUGUACCUGUAAUGGACUACUGUGGUGUGGAUUCAAUCAAAAAGGAAAAAAUAGAACGUUUGUUGUUGUUUAUUUUAUACUGAUGAAACGCCCUCUCUGUAAAAAUGCUUGCAAUUGAUUGUGCGUUGCCAUGUGAAAUUGAUGUACGAUGUACAUUUUCGAUGUACGUUUCGGACCCGUUUUCAAUUCAUACCUUUGUACCAUUUAAAUUGUGUCUGCCAGUAGAGCUAUUUUGUAAUUAACGUAGUUUGUUUUGUUCAGUUUUAUUGUUUGUCACAUCAACGUACAGUAUUUUACUAUGGAGCGAUCAAUGUGGAGCUGCGCUGUUCUUCUUUGGUAACACUACAACUACAGUAUGUUUCAAAUAAGGUACGUGAAAUAAUGAUCUGUCCCUCUUGCACUUUCAUCUACUAUCUCCGUUGCACAGUUUCCACCAUAAAAGGGAGUGGUGCCUGGUAGCGAGUUUGCAGCAUGGACACUGUAAAACAAAUGAUGUUGUGGUGUGAUUUCAAAAAGACAGACAUCUAUGUGCAGUAUACAGUUUAUCUUCAGUCAGCAAUGUUGUGUAACCUGGUCUCUCUUUGCUGGCAGUUCUCUGGAUUGUAAAAACUACUCUUGUUGUUUGGAUGGUUUGUGUUUUGUUUUGUUAUUUGUCUAUAAUAAAAUGAUCAAUGAUCAUGUAGUCUGUCAAAUAUUGAUAAUUACUCG